ACUCGUUCUGCUUGUUGGUUACAUUGUAUUCGCUCCCCUCAGCAUUGAAAGAUAAACAGCAAUUAGAUAUUAGAGAUUCAGCGAAAUCAAGUCCAGUAAUAAAACUGGUGGAAACCACCGGAAUAUCGGAAUUUACAAUUCGGACUACAGAAAGGAUGUGCUAUAUUUCCAACCAGGCUUGAAACUUAAUUUGAAAUGCCCAUCGUAACCGGUAUAUUUCAAUUUUUAACAGGAUCUCAACGUGUGAUGAUGGCUGCAGUCCAGUGAAUUGGCAUUUCCUUMUCUCUGCUGUUGGGAUUUCUUGGGAGCGCGUUGAUUGAUUUGUCUGUGAAUUUUAGCACGUUGGGGGUCAUCAAAGUGGUUUUACCUUUACUAUCAGGAUCUAUGGAGUGUACAUAAACAUUCGUUGGAUUGGUGUUGGCAAGUGGGGGCAACAAUGUGGGUUACUGGGAAGGGGAUACCGAGAAGACCCUAAAGCUGCUGUAACCCUUCUCCCACUGCCUCCAGUAGUCUGAGAAGGUCAGACUUAACUGUGGCGCGCCUGGGCCGCUGGCACUAAGAUGUCCCUAAGCAGUGGCACUGCAGGCGGGAAAGGUGUGGACUCUAAUGCGGUGGACACUUAUGACAGCGGUGACGAAUGGGAUAUAGGUGUUGGCAAUCUGAUCAUUGACCUUGACGCAGACCUAGAAAAGGACAAACUUGAGAUGUCUGGCACUAAAGACGGUGGGGGCAUGGCUGCCCCUCCCAGCGCUGUAGCAGCUCUACCCGACAACAUAAAAUUUGUUAGCCCCGUACCCGCUGCUCAAGGUAAAGAGAGUAAACCCAAAUCCAAGCGAAGUAAGAACUCAAAGGAAAGUGGCAAGGCCUCGGUUACAGACGGGGCAAAGAAAGAGGCCCAGGUGCGAACCCAGGGCGAGGUUACGGGACCCGGCAUUGGCACAGGUCCCACAACAAACACCAACUCUGGAAAGGGUGCUGAGAAAAGCAGCAAAGCCUCCCGUAAUGUUCCUAGUGGAAAGAAAGACAAGGAGGUGGGCUCUGGGAAAAGUAAGAAGGAGAAAAGUGAAGUUGUGGCUACAGGAGUGGCUAAUACUGAGAAGGAGUUAGGUGCCCCAAAUCUGCCUUUGGGGGGCCCUCGUAGCGUCCCAUUUGAGGGUACGCAAAAUACAGACUUGGCUGUGGCCGAACCACUUGGGAAUAUCGCCCUGGAUUCCACAGGGAUUGUUGUACCACCGUUAGCCAUUAAAAGUGAUCCAGAAGAGAUGGACAACAGUGAAUGCAGAAACCUGAAGAAAGUGAAAAGUGAAAAGAUGGAGUCUCUGGUCUCCACACCCAGCCCUCCACCCCUGCAUCUCCUGGCGCCGGUGGGCAACCGCAGCGAAAGCAUCGCCUCGCCCUGUGAGCAGAUCAUGGUGCGCACUCGCUCAGUGGCGUCCAACACGACGGACGUGGCCCUGGCCACUGAUCCCGAGUGCCUGGGGCCCUGCGAGCCCGGGACCAGCGUCAACCUGGAGGGUAUCGUCUGGCAGGAGACCGAGGACGGUAUGCUGGUGGUAAACGUGACCUGGAGAAACAAAACCUAUGUGGGAACCCUCCUUGACUGCACAAGGCACGACUGGGCCCCGCCAAGGUUCUGUGAGUCCCCCACCAGCGACUUGGAGAUGAGGAACGGCCGGGGCCGGGGGAAGAGGAUGAGGCCUAACGGCAACACGCCUGUCAACGAGAACAGCAACUCCUCAGACAACAAAGGCAGCGGCACCAGCAAGACGCGCGCCGCCAAUAACAGCAGCAAGAGCCGGCGGGGCAGCCAGACGUCGUCGGAGCGCCGCACACCGCCCAACAGCAACACGGAGGAUGUCAAGGCCAGCUCGUCGUCGGCCAACAAGCGCAAGAACAAGCCCGCCUCGGACAUGGAGCCAAACUCCAGCUCUGAGGACACCAAGGGCAGCAAGCGCAUGCGCACCAACUCCAACAGCGGGCCCAGAGGAGUGCCCCACCUGCCCCACAUCGUCCUCCCCAGCAUUCCCACCAUUAAGGCAGAGCCCCUUCCCCCGCCACAACUCGACCGCAACUGCCCUUCGCCGGUGCUCAUCGACUGCCCGCACCCCAACUGCAACAAGAAAUACAAGCACAUCAACGGCCUCAAGUACCACCAGGCCCGCGCCCACAACGACGAUGACAUGAAGUUGGACAUGGAUGGGGACAGUGAGUACGGAGAGGACUCCACUCUCCACCCCGAUCCGGGCAGCUGCAACGGUGCCUCCAUCUCUCAGAAGGGCUGCUUGUCCCCGGCCCGCUCAGUCACACCCAAGGGCAGGGGCUUCGAGGCCCAGACUCCAUCGCCCUCCUCUGGGAAGUUUGGCUCCAAGCAGAGUAAAAAGAAGCCCUGCGAGGCCGACCCAGAGGCAGUUGGCAUGGCCAUAGACGGCUGCGAAGACGGGCCCUGCCUAACAGAUGAGGCCAGCAAUGACGGCAUGGACGACAAGAAAGACAGGGCCAAGAAGACGGGUAGCGGCUCCAAGGUGGACAAGCUGUCCCAGAAGGGCAUGAAGUCAGCGCGUCCCAUCGCCACUGCCAUACCACCUCAGCAGCUGUACUCCCUACAGACGGCCGGCGGCUUCCUUGCAGCCAGCCCCGGCUCCACCCCUGCCUUGGGCUCAGUGGUUCAGUCCAUUCCCAAGAGCCCGCAGCUGAAAGCCAUCCAGCCCAAGCCCUCGGCCCCGGGAGACCCCUCGUCUGUGAACCCAGCUCUGAGCGGCUCGAAGGACAAGAAGAAGAAAGACAAGAAGAAGAAAGAGGCGGGAAAGGAGGGAGACAGCCCCAAAGGGCUAGGGAAAGGGGGGAAGCCGGAAGAAGGCAAGAGCCCAUACUCUGAAUCCUCGGACCCGGGGAGCAAAGGUGAUGGACUCCUGAAUGGCUCAUCGGACCCCCACCAGAGCCGGCUGGCCAGCAUCAAGGCAGAGGCGGACAAGAUCUACAGCUUCACCGACAACGCCCCCAGUCCAUCCAUCGGUGUGGCCAGCAGGAUAGAGGCUGGAGGCAUGGCCCAACCCCUCACCCCGCUCCACGUGGUCACGCAGAACGGAGCCGACAAUUCCUCAGUGAAGACCAACAGCCCGGCCUACUCGGACAUCUCAGAUGCGGGCGAGGACGGCGAAGGUCGGGUGGAGGGCGCCAAGGGCAUCAAGUCCGAGGAGCAGGCUAUCCGAGAGGGGGCCAAGAAGGCCCUGUUCCCCGCCCAAACGCCCAGCAAGGAGUCCCCCUACUACCCCGGCUACGAGACCUACUACUCCCCGAACUACGCCAACCCCAACCCCAGCCCGGGGGUGUCGGUCACGGGGGCCACACUGCAGGAGGGGGCCCAGGUCAAGGUAAAGAAAGAGGAGCAGGAGGAGCCAGGCGAUGAGGACCGUAAGGUCAAGCAGGAGCUGCAGGAGGACCGUAAGCCUGAGAUGGGUGCCUCUGGACCGGGGCAACAGCAGCAGGCCUCAGUCAUCCAGCAGCGCUCCAACAUGUAUAUGCAGCCUCUCUACUACAACCAGUAUGCCUACGUUCCCCCGUACGCCUACCACCCGGACCAGGCCUACCACAACCACCUGAUGAACACUAACCCAGCCUACCGGCAGCAGUACGACGAGAGGCAGCGGCAGGCAGCAGCCGAGCAGCACCGCGCCGCCGAGAAGAAAUCGGACGCUGCUGGAAAGGACAGGGAUCGAGAGGGCUCCUCGGGGAAGGAGCAAAGUGAGGAAUGGAAGCAGAAGGCUUCGGUGCCCCCCACCCUCUCCAAGGCCCCCAGUCUCACAGAUUUGGGCAAAGGAGGGCCACCCCAGGGCAAGCUGUCCAAAGAUCCCUCGUCUUCCUUGGAGCAGGCCAAGUCAUCGGUCAUCAUGCCCAAGGGUGAGGAUGCCAAGGCACCGGCCCAGCAGGCCGAGGGGCUGAAGAUGAAGCUGAGCGAGGGAGGGCACCAUGGGAAGAGGGAGGAGCUCAAGGCGGGCAUGGAGUCGGGCAGGCCCUCGGCCAUGGAGCAGGGCAUGUGGUACAGACAGGAGCCUGACUCUCGGCUGUGGCCUUACGUUUACCCCAGCAAGUACCCUGAUGCCCAGAAACCACAGGACGAGGAGCGGUGGAAAGAGGAACGCGACAGGGAACGGGAAAGAGACCGAGAUCGAGCAGACCGAGAGAGGGACAGGGACCGAGACAACCGAGACAGGGAACGGGACCGAGACAGAGACCGAAAGGGCAAGGAGGGCAGGGAUGAGAGGGCUCGGUCCAAAGACGCCACCCCCAAGGAGGAGAUCAAAGAGGUGGCUGAGCCCCGGUCGUCGUUGGCGGCCUCUGAGGAGCACCGGGGGAUGGUGAAGGACCCGAGGGCCACUGCUGCCCACAUGCAGUUCUCCUCUCCUCUGGCCCAGCACCAGGGCUACAUUCCCUACAUGCACGGAGCCUACGGCUACGGCCAGGGCUAUGACCCCAGCCACCCGGGCUACCGCGGGAUGCCCUCGGUCAUGAUGCAGAACUAUCCUGGUUCCUACUUCUCCUUCUCUCCCUAUGGCAGUAAAAUGGGGCCAGGCGAAGAGGGCGGCGAGAAGGCGUCGCGCGCCAGCCCCACGGUCAGCGGCAAGUCCGCCUCGGAGGCCAAGGCCCUGGACAUCCUUCACCAGCACGCCAGCCAGUACAAGAGCAAGUCGCCGACAGUCGGCGACAAAACCCCCUUGCACGAACGGGAACGGGAGCGCGCCGCUUCCGAACGAGACCGAGACAUGGACCGGCCGCGCUCCUCGCCCUCGCAGCGCAUCCUGCCUUCCCAUCACCACCUGGGCUACCCGCUUCUCUCGGGGCAGUACGACCUGUCCUAUGCCACAGGUCUCUCCUCAUCAGCCAUUGUUGCUAGUCAGCAAGCCUCCGCCCCCUCCAUGUACCCCCCUGCACGGAGGUGAGAAUGGGAGACCUGAUUGGCUGACCUCAACCUUGCCUGGAGCCAUGUGACUGGAUCACAUGAGGAAGCGUGCUGCGGCGCUCGUUUUUAGACAUCAGUUCAAUGGUGUUUGUUGUACUUUUAGUUGAUUUUGCCUGGUUGUUCCGGCUGAUCUGGUUCCUCCUCCCUCAGCUUCAUUGGUGGCCACCCCCACAGCAAGGCUUCCUGGGGCUUGGUUGAGGGCUCACCGAGCCCACCUCCUCUGGUACCGCGCGGUCAACCAACCACCCACCCAGCCAGUCCAUUGACUCCUUUGCACUGCUGAGACAUUCACAGGAAGGACUAAAAGGCCUGAAAAAAAGGCCUGAUGAGACUGGCAUGUUCUGAUGGGGUGAGGCCCAUCGACUGCCAUUUUGGAACUAGAGAGUGCAAAAGGGAGAGGAGGUUGAUCAGAAACAAACUGGAUUAAGUUUGAAAUCACUACAUGGAAAUAUGGACUUAAUGGAUUGUUCACGGAUCCUGGGCCUUAGCGUAAUAGAGUUGCAGCUUAACUUGAGGAAGUCGGUUGUUUCGUCCAUCCACCAACCUACCCACUGACCCUGAGGACAUCUUGAGACAUUCAUUGCAAUGGACCCAUUUUUUUAUUUUUUUUCGGUUGUGUUUUUUUGGGGGGGGGUGGUUGUUGUUUGGGCCAGAGGAGGGACCUACUGGUGUCCUCAUGCCUCUCCACCACUCUGGGCUUUCUAUGCAAGCCAAAGCUGCUCAUCUCCAUACACUGACAGAAACAGCCCUCCUCUCUGUCUGUUCAGUUUCAGGGGGAGGAACUUUCAAGUUCACAAUGGGGUUUUUUUUUGUGAAAAGUUAUCAUCCGCCUACUUGAGUUUGUUCAGAGAGUAAACAAUAUCCGUGUUAGUUUUUUUUGUUGCUUUUUUUUUUUUGUAUGAGGCUCUUGUGAGUUGUUCAUUCCACGUCUUGGCUUGACUACCCUGUUUCCAUCUCACUCUGACCCAGUAAGGAAACUCCCUUGGCUGUUUGCUGCUGCUUCGAACACUACUGGCCUCCCAGUGGCGUCGGCGGGCGGCAGCUGUGUCGCGGUUUUCCUUUUCCAAAGGGUCAUCCAGUUUACAAAGCAGCACCAAUGCAUCCGCUACGGCUACAGUUCCCAGCUGCUCAGCGAGGGCCCCGCCUUAGAGGGAGAGGACACAUCUGUGCCAGGAGGUAUUUUGGCUCCGAGAGAGAAGAGGAACGGAGGGGGGAGGAGAGGAGUACAGAUGCACCAUUCAGGGGCUCUCCAAGCUCUGUGACCCGGAAAGGGAAGGAGAAAGAUGCACUGAAAGGCCGUCUGGAUUCUUCAGAUGCGGCCUCUGGUUCUAUAGAACCAUCUAUCCAAGCCAUCCAUCCUCACUGGACACUGCAGAGGCUGGAAGAGGAGAGAGGGCCCAUAGAGCCAUCCAUCCAGCUCCUACAGUACAUAUGGCAUUUGUUUUGGCUGUUGUGGGCCCCAAGUGUCAGUUUGUGGACAUGGAAGCUGUCUGGAACCCACAGGACUUUGUAUGUGAACAGUUGGCAACUGUCUGCAAGCCACAAUCUGGCUACUGCUGCUAGUCUCUCACCAAACUGCAUCAUGGGAUGGCCGCAGUCCUCCCUCAUCAGUGGACAUCUAAGAACACAGAGGGAGGCUCUCGCCGGGCACUCUCCAGAGCUGUCGAUGGAUGCUCAGUAGAUAUGGCAGCUGCUGCACUCGCUAUCCCUCUGAUCUAGUGUGUAGUGCUGGAGAGACAGGCAGCUCACUCCUGUAUAUUUAUUAGAGGACUCUUAGUCACGGAGUGCUGUGUUACUGGGAGUUGGCACAUGCCCCUGUACUAUAUUUGGUGAAUGAAAGCAAUUGUGAAAUGGAAUCUCUCCUGCAGGCCCACAUCCCCUCCCAUCAUAUCUCUCUCUCCUUUCCAACUAUCUCUGUCGUGUGUGUGUGUGUGUGUGUGUGUGUGUGUGUGUGUGUGUG
Salvelinus sp. IW2-2015 is the source of this 6917-nucleotide messenger RNA. It is a transcript of the gene znf609a, whose product is annotated as zinc finger protein 609a. Gene Ontology annotation, biological process: regulation of transcription by RNA polymerase II. Gene Ontology annotation, cellular component: nucleus. NCBI's taxonomy places the organism in Eukaryota, Metazoa, Chordata, Actinopteri, Salmoniformes, Salmonidae. The record is from RefSeq and is a predicted model, not a curated record.